AUGUCUCCAGACCUUGCUCAUUCAACGUUCGAAACUGAUCCCUUCACUCCAGUCACAUCACUUUCCAAUGCUUCUCUACCUGAUAAUGUCGGUAAGAAUCGAUGGGAGUACUCAAUUACACCCAACUCAAGAGGAGAUUUCGGCCUGCAGUUUUACGGUGGAAUCGACCAAGGCCUAAAUCCUACAAUCACUAAUGCAGAUCACGGAUUGUUACCUGGUGACAUCUUACUAAGCGUCAAUGGUGUUCCUGUAAGGGAACAUACCUACAAUCAGAUAAAGGAGUCCAUACAGUCAUCACUUGCUCUUGAAAGGCUGGUUGUUGUUGUCUACCGCGAAUCAAAGAGUUUCGAAGAAUCCUUGAACGCCGUUAAAGAGGGAAUUUUAUCAGGAUCUCUUGUCCGCCAGUUCGAGCAAAUUCCAACUCUUCGUCACGACUUAUCUAGAGCAACAUCAUUGCGUCAACAACAUCAAGUUAAAAAUCGCUAUAGAGAUGUACUCCCUUACGAUGAUACCCGAGUGAAACUCUCAAACAACACCUACAUUAAUGCAAGCUGGAUCGAUAUUCAUACCGGAAACUUUCACAGACAAUGGAUCGCGGCGCAGGGCCCUCUAGAAAACACAGUGAAUGAUUUUUGGAAAUGUGUUUGGGAAACCGACGUUAUUUCUAUUAUCAUGUUGUGCAGGACAGUUGAGUGUAUGCAGGACAAAUGCGCCCAAUACUGGCCGUCGGAUUUAUUUAUCGCCGAAGAGUACGACUCGAUUGAUGUGAUAAUGGAGGAAGAGGAGUUCUUGGACUAUGCUGUCAGGCGCAUCUUCGUUCUUUGUCACAAUUCGGGAAAAUCUCGAAAAGUUUGCCACUGGCAAUACACGGACUGGCCAGACCAUGGCGUCCCUGACAACCCGGACGACUUUUUGAAAUUCUUCCACAAUGUGCGUCAACAGCUAUCACCUCCAGAGCCUGUUUUGGUACACUGUUCCGCUGGUGUAGGGCGCACUGGCGUAACCAUCGCGCUUGACUCGUGCAUGGCGAUGCUGGAGCAGCGCAUUUCCGUAAAUCCAAUUAAUAUUGUGCAAAAAAUCAGAAAUCAACGAUGCAUGAUGAUACAGAACAGCGCUCAGUUUGAGAUGCUGCUGAAACUCAUCUCAUAUAUCGCUCACAGCCGUAGAAACGAAGACUACUGA
This is a messenger RNA of Oikopleura dioica, 1182 nucleotides long. The record is from the annotation of a GenBank genome assembly. Lineage: Eukaryota; Metazoa; Chordata; Appendicularia; Copelata; Oikopleuridae.